Messenger RNA from Toxotes jaculatrix (banded archerfish), 1865 nucleotides. RefSeq names its product golgi SNAP receptor complex member 2 (gene gosr2). Gene Ontology annotation, molecular function: SNARE binding; SNAP receptor activity. NCBI's taxonomy places the organism in Eukaryota, Metazoa, Chordata, Actinopteri, Toxotidae. The coding region runs from base 136 to 774 and encodes 212 amino acids. Gene Ontology annotation, biological process: intra-Golgi vesicle-mediated transport; vesicle fusion. The record is from RefSeq and is a predicted model, not a curated record. The transcript has 6 exons. Gene Ontology annotation, cellular component: SNARE complex; ER to Golgi transport vesicle membrane; late endosome membrane.
CUCGGCUGAUGACGUGUACACUCCACUACCGUGAGCUAGCCAGCUAGCUUAGCCACCUGUCAGAAUAAAGGUGUUACAAUUAAAUUCAGGAUAUAAGGUAAAAGGGAAGCAAAGCGUUUCGGUAGAUCAGGCAAAAUGGAGACGCUUUAUCACCAGACAAACAAGCAAAUCCAGGAGGUCCAGUCUCUGAUGGGAAACCUGGAGAAGACAGACCGUCAGUCGGUACACUUGCUAGAGAAUGAACUGCAGGCUAGAAUCGACCAGAUCUUCAACCAUUUAGAACGCCUCGAGAUUCUGGCCAGCAAGGAGCCACCAAACCGCCGCCAGAACGCCAAAUUGCGAGUGGACCAGCUUAAAUAUGACGUUCAGCAUCUCCGGACCGCUCUACAAAAUUUCCAGCACCGACGCUACACCAGAGAGGCCCAGGAGAGAGAGAGGGAGGAGCUCAUGAGCCGUACCUUCACGACCAACGACGCAGAUACCUCCAUCCCCAUAGAUGAGACCCUACAGUUUAACUCCAAUUUGCACAACGCACACAGAGGCAUGGAUGAUCUCCUGGGCAGCGGCAGCAGCAUUCUCAACGGUCUCAGAGAUCAGAGAUCCACACUGAAGGGGACCCAUAAGAAGAUGCUGGACGUGGCCAACAUGUUGGGGCUGUCAAAUACAGUGAUGAGACUGAUAGAGAGGCGAGCCACCCAAGAUAAGUUCAUCAUGAUCGGAGGCAUGCUGCUGACCUGCGUCUUCAUGUUCCUGGUGAUCAGAUACCUGGGCUGACCACCACUGAUGCAUCGAUCACUUGUGGACAUUUCUGCAGCACAUCGUCCCUCAUGAUAUGAAUAGUGGCAAAGCUGAAUUUUUAACAUCAGAUUAAAGUCAUUUUUAUAAAUUGUGCCAUUAUAGUUUGAAUUCUAACAUUCUAAUAUUUUGGCACUGGCCAAAUGGUAAGUUUGGAGAAGACCUUAAUUACAGUGUUAUUCCACUUGAAGCUCCAAGAGGGCAUUGAACUUUCUGCUGCUUUCCUCAGAUUACUGCCACACACCCAUAAUCUUUUUCUUUUUUUUUUUCAAAAUCAAAACCACUCUGAAAUCACUCUUGUGACUGUACCCAAAUAGCUUCUUAAAAAUACUUCAACCAGAUAUUUAUACUCUGCUUGCUCUUGUCUCGUCUAGUGAAAAGCUAUGUUUUGUUUUGUUCCUUCAUCUGUCACUAACAUUGUCAGUGUCAUUCUGCCUCGUUAAGCAUGGUUCAAUAGAGAAUUAGAAAUAUUUGUGUGAAAAAGCUUAUUUCUUUACAGUUCAACUGCUCCCUGGAGUAUCUUUUGUUUUUAUGUGUUCUCAGUUGCUCACUCACUACUGCAGUCUAACAGUCCUGAAAUAAACCCUCCCUUCAUGAAGGUUAUAAUGUUCACUUUUUGUUGAAAUUAUUUUUAAGGGGUGUUGAUUCAACUUUCAUCAUCAUUUAUUAGGAUGUAGUUUGUGGUGCUGUUUAACAUUGCACAGAGAGGUUUGUAUGUUCAUGUUAUUUAGCCCAUUCUCAUUGAUAUAUAAGGGAGCUGAAUAAAAUAAUAGACACCUCUAGACACCACAAACUGCAGCCUACAAAAUGAUCGUCCAGCUGAUUCGACACCUCUCAAAACAGCAAAAACAGAACAUCAUAACCUUCGUGAAAGCAGGAUUUCAUGCAGUUAGGCCAGCUAUGUGUUCCUAAUAAACUGGCAACUGAGCAUAUUUGUAGCUAAGAUGGCAACAAAGAUCUGUUGAGAAAAGCAGUAAUUGUAAUACACUUUCUCUUGGAUUUAUUCUUGGGUCUAGUCUCACUAUGUGAGUGACUUAAUUCUCUUAAUAGAAUAAAACAUGUUUCAUUUC